Messenger RNA from Zychaea mexicana, 1894 nucleotides. RefSeq lists its product as uncharacterized. Gene Ontology annotation, cellular component: Atg1/ULK1 kinase complex. Gene Ontology annotation, biological process: autophagy. NCBI's taxonomy places the organism in Eukaryota, Fungi, Mucoromycota, Mucoromycetes, Mucorales, Lichtheimiaceae. The transcript has a single exon. The record is from RefSeq and is a predicted model, not a curated record. The coding region runs from base 141 to 1697 and encodes 518 amino acids.
CUCACACGAAUAAAAAAGAAAAAAAUUUUCUCGUUGUCUGGCGCAUAUAAAUGAUCGUUUUGAGUUCGUGUCUCUGUGCUUUAUCCCUUCUUUUUUCAAACCCUCCAAAACCCAACAACAGCAGAUUCUGAAAGGGCGAAAUGCCUAUACCUGUUGCUGUACCGUCCUCUACGCUAGAUCAUUGCAGCAUUUCAACUUCUGAUGCCACCAGAAAACUCAUUCAAAUUAUUCUACGUGCUCGCCUGGGUACCCAGUAUGGGUGCGCACAGGACCACCUUGACAUUUGUUGCUUUGGUCUGAAGCACCACCAUCUCCAGCGCAUUCGUGGUAGCUUUUCAGUUGUCGUUCAUAUUCUCCAAAAGACCAACAACGCCACUAACGAUAGCGGAACUUUGUUGGAGCGCUGGAUCAUGUCUUUGGAUCCAACAACAACGACAACAGCGACAACGACGACGACAGACGAAACAGAUGCCAUUUUGCUACUCCAAGCGGUUUAUUCCCACACACGUCUCAUGCCUGUCCACACGCUGCUUUCCAAUAAUGGUUUGAAAAAAUCCGAUUUGGCUGCCAUGAUCACCGUCGAUGGGUAUCGUUGUUAUUCACGUUCCUGUCCUCCAAACACCGAUUUCCCGCAUAGCGCACAUAUCAAAACACACCAGUUUCUUCCCAAAGGCCGUGUCAACCUCAAAGUAAUGUAUCUGGAUGCUCAUGCAGAUGAGCCAUCGGUUCCAUGUGGUGUUGCCAUGCGACGCUUGUCCCGCCUUUCGUUGUCCGCCAUUGAAGAUGAUACGGUAACAGCAACGACAGCGGUGCAUGAACAUGAUCAAGACCAGCAGCAGCAGCAACAGCAUGACCAACAGUAUCAACAACACAAUUAUCAUCAUCCAUUUGCUCAGCAACAACCACGCGAACCACCCUACCUUACAACACCCAUACCACCUACUAAAAAGACAUUGUCAGCAAGCAUUCCCAUACCAAACAUGCAGUAUACCCAUCAUCAUGGCCUUGUUGCCUAUUCCACCUCCCCCUCCCCCUCGUUCGGUACCCGUGCUCCCUGGCUUGCUGUUCCACCGACACCGACAAAUCAUCUUCACCAUCAACAAGGACGACGUACAUCGUGGACAGCCGACCACGGUGGCUCACUUGUAGGCAGCUAUGAAGAAUCUCUGCUAAGUGGACGCAUGUCCGCCAUGCCAUCCAAACCCAUUCUGUUCCAAGCACAAAUUGGCGUGCUGGGCAAAGAAUGCAAGCCUUCGCUUCGAUGUCCACCGCAUCGUGCCAUCACAUUUCCUGCGUUUUUCUACGAUUUACAAGACCAUGUACCGCCCUAUGUAGGCACCGUUGAUUUGUUACCUCCUUAUCGUCUGCCACCUAAAGGCCAACUGCAGGUGGUGAUCAAAAACCCAAACAAGACGGCCGUCAAGUUGUUCUUGAUUCCAUACGAUGUGUCGGAUAUGCCAAAAAACACAAAGACGUUUUUGCGCCAAAAGUCUUAUGAUGGCCAUUCGUUGCGCUAUGCCGUCCAGGUCCAGCUGUGCAGAACGGAAAAGAAACGUGUUUAUCUGUACAAGCAUAUCAGAGUUGUGUUUGCAAACAGGAUUGCGGAUGCUCGAGAAAAGCUAAAGGUGACCUGUGAAGGACCUCAGGAGCGUGGGCCGUUGACAAGGGCGGAUUUGGACUUGCUUGGUACAUUAUGAAAUGUACGUCGUUGUCAUUAUUUCUCACACACACAUAUACCUUUCAUCUUCCAUCGCUAACCCCUCCCCCUUUCUUUCCCCUUCCCUCUCCUCAUUCUCUAUUUCCUAUCUCUCCCCAAUAAGUGAAUUGUACAUUUCGAAUCGUCUGUCUGUUUUUUUUUAACUGUAUAUAAAUGACUGCUAUAUCUCAUUUGAAG